Strongylus vulgaris is the source of this 222-nucleotide messenger RNA. The record is from the annotation of a GenBank genome assembly. NCBI's taxonomy places the organism in Eukaryota, Metazoa, Nematoda, Chromadorea, Rhabditida, Strongylidae.
AUGGUCCGGUCCCGGAGCCGUGGCUGCCUUCAUGGUCUGGAUGGCGACGCUUCAGCAGGUAGAAUCCGCGGUGAUAUUUCUCCAGUGGGGAUAACGAGGUUUGACACGGGUGUUGACGAGCGAAAGAGGUUGGUGCAGAAUCUUCGUGAUCGAUUUCAUCUUUUGUCGGGAAGAUGUGCGAGUCUCGUCUUCGUUAAUAAUGUUAUCAGCGAAACAUCAUAG